GCUCAAUAAUAUAGACCUGCAGUCAGAGCAUGUUUUUAUAAUGUUGUCACUUCACAUGAGAAUUUUUUCCUCUGCGUAAUUUCCAGGCUCCCUUUUUCCCCGCGUAACUUCAUAGUCGGCCAACCAUUAUUUUCCGUCUUCUUCCCAGACUUUUUUCCUUUUUCUUUCUUUUUUUUCAUGUAGGCUAAUAUACAGCCAGGCCGGCGCUGCAAUUUCGGAAUCUGCCCUUGUAUAUGGCGGACGAAAUUUCCACAGGAGGAACCGCAACACAAACCCCCCGCGCGAGGCACAAACGGAGAGCUCGCCACGGACUGAAGAAGCAGUUGUGCAGUCACCUCUGGUCGGGGAGGGAAGAUUUCUGGAGCGGGGAGCCUGUUUCGCAUGAGCUGCAUCGUUUUUGGAGAAGCACGGGCUCAGAGGAGGUGGAGUCAUGAGCGCACAAGAGGCACCCAAUCCCGGGAAGGAGCAGGCGGACGGCGGGAGUGCGGCCACAGAUGGCCCCUCACCAACCUUAGCCCCAAAGACCAAGAGCACAUCUCCACCACCUGUUACAGUGAAGAAGGAGCCCGGGACCUCAGAGACGAGUAACGGGAAAGUGGGUGAUGCCAACCCCGCUGAGAUCUGUGUUGUCAUUGGAGGAGCUGACGGCGGAGCAAGCGGAGGUGGAUCCCGUAGAGCUCAGACCGAGGGUAUGUUUGCCCUUGGUACUCCUCCUCCAACGAAGAGCACAGACUCAUGCAUAGGUUCCUAUGUAUGUGGGGUGUGUGGGAAGAAGUACAAGUAUUAUAACUGCUUUCAGACACACGUCAGGGCACACAGAGAAUCAGAUAGCAUGGUUGCGGAUGGUCUCCCCCAGACAGCCAACAUCUUGUCUCCUCACUGUAGGCGCCUUCCCAUAGGUGACAUCCUAAUACCAGAUAGCUUCCGUUACUCCUGUGACAUCUGUGGCAAGAAGUAUAAAUACUACAGCUGCUUCCAGGAGCACCGUGACCUGCAUGCAGUUGAUGAUCCAUAUGAACAGGUAGUGUUACCUGUGGAUGGCCUUAAAGAGGAGGAGCCAGUUGAACCCUACCAGAAAAUCGGACCAAGGGAAAAAGCACUCGCCCACCUCCGCAGAGACCGCGGGUUCAACCGACGGCAGCGGGUGUCCCUUCAAACACAAUUGGCAGUGUUCGCAGAAACUGGGAGCUAUGUUUGUGAGUUCUGUGGGAAGCAGUACAAGUAUUUCAACCCCUAUCAGGAGCAUGUUGCUCUUCACACACCAAUGGGCUCCUUUGAUUUGAAGACAUCACGGGUACAGGAAUGUGGUAGCAUGGAUAUGAGUAAAUUUGGCCACAGCCAAGCUGGUAAGAUAAAAAACAGUCCAUUCAGGCGGAAACUGGAAAGUGCAAUUCAGUCUAGUCUGGUUGACACAAACAGCUCGCAGAAUUCGAGCGGAACUCCGAGCCCUCUGGUGGCCAGCACCUUCUCUGCAACCCAGAAACCCUACACUUGUGGUGCCUGUGGCAUCCAGUUCCAGUUCUACAACAACCUGCUGGAGCACAUGCAGUCCCACGCUGCGGACAAUGAGAACCACACCAAAGGGGACUCUCCCAAAACCUCCUCAGCCUCCGGUCCUCAAGAGCCGCUGUGGAGAGGCUCUCAGGCUCAGGCCCAUUCCUCAGUUAAACUACAAAUCCAGCCUCAAAGUAUCUCCCAGAGAAACAACACACUCAGCCAGAAUAAUGGACUACCUGAGAAGGAACGACAGCAGGUGGCUGAGCGCCUCUUACGGGUAAUGUGCUCAGAUCUGAGCAUGCUAAACGUGCUCAACAGCAAGGACUUCCUGAAGUUGGCACAGACCCUAGUGGAUACAGGUGCUCGUCAUGGUGCCUACUCCACCCGUGAUGCUUUUGGCAACAUGAGUGCCUUGGCACUGCGCCAGCUGCCCCGCAUGUACAACCAAGUCAAAGUCAAAGUCACGUGUGCUCUAGGCUCCAAUGCUUCACUUGGCAUCGCUGUCACCUGCCACUCCCAGACAUCAGGUCCAGAUGCUUGCUAUGUUCUAACAGCCUACCAGGUGGAGGGGUCGAGACUGAAGCGCUAUGUGCUCGGCGUGAGGGAGGCUGAGCUGAGGGAGGGGCCUGAGCAGAUUCACCACUGGGUGCAGAAUGUGCUGUCUGAGUUUGUGAUGUCAGACAUUCGCACCGUGUAUGUCUCAGAGCCCAGAGUGUGGGCGGCAGGAUUUGCAGGAUCACCACUUGGCGGCGGCGGCCGGAGCAGGAUAUGCUUGCGAUGCGCGGGGUGUUCUCUCGGUGCAGUCGUCCAGGCUGUUCUCGGGAAGCGGAGCCUCCAGGCUCGAGGUCUUCACGAGUUGGCUGAGCUUCUCUCAACAUGCCGAGAUAUCGCCUCCUCCACCACUCUGUCCCUUCGUGAGGAGCCGUGCACCAACACAUCCACAAGCACAACUGAGGAAGGUUCACAGAGCAGCCCCGCACAGUGCCCCACCCCUCCUUGCUGGGAUCGUAUGGCUGAAGCUCUUCUGCAGGUCCAUGCACACUUUGAACAAAUUUGUGAGGCUUUUGGACGCAGCAAGGCCACAGCUCCACUCCUCCAAGGUCUCAACAAGCAUCUGCUGGGCACGCUGGCUUGUCUGCUGGCACCUCUGCGUCUGGCAGCUCUGGAGCUGAGCAGUCAGAGGAGACCAACGUUGCAGCAGGUGCUGCCGGUCUACCUACGCUUGGAGAAGUUUUUCACAUCCAAAGCUGGAGAGGCUGGAACUGGCACGGCUAGCAAACUCUGCCACUACUUCCUAGAAGCACUGAAGGAGAACUUCAAGGUUGAACGAGCCCACCAGGUAGCCAUGGUCCUGGAUCCACAACUCAAGCUGCGUUCAGUGCCAGCCUACCAGCAUGAAGACAUAAUCUCCCGUGCAUGCGAAAUGGCUGCUGAAACCAGGGAUGGAGGUAUGACUGGUGGUGGAGGCUCAGGUGGUGAAGAGCGGGACACUGACGGCCCACCAACUCCUAAAAUAAGCCGCGUAGAGGGUGCGGGAAACAAUGGCGGCACCUCACGGGGGACCUCCUCAUCUUGCUCUGUGUCUGGUAAUGAUGAGAGUCAGAGCCAAGUUAGACAAGAGAUUUUUCAAUACCUGGCUGAGCCUCUUCUCCAAGGCACACCUGACCUCUUCCAGUACUGGAGCACAGCAGUGAACGAGAAGUUCCCCAAGCUCGCUCGCCUGGCGAUGUGGCUCCUUGCUGUGCCUGCUGUGGGCAUACGCAAUGAGUGUGUGACUGUGUGCGAGCAGAGCCUAGCUAUGAAGAGGAGGCAGCAGGUAACCGCUGAGGAGAUGAACAAACUCAUUUUCCUUCGCUCCAACAUGGGCUAGGAGAGAAACUCAGCCAACCCUAAUCAACCAAACCUUCACCUCCAACCAAUGACUGAAGACUAUUAUUUAUAUACUGUAGGUUUAGACAACUUAAAUGUGUUAAAUACUUCUCCAGACAGAUAUUUACAGGAAACUCACAUUGUAUAGGUUGCAAACACCCAUAAAACAAUACGGCUUAUUACAUAUUUUAUAUGGAGAAAGGACUGUUGUAAAGUACUGUGGACAAAAUGUAGGGGUGGAACGGUAACACUCAAAAGAUUGUCCCGUUUGGUACGCCACCCUCGGUUUGGGAUGCACAUGUAAGCAGGAUCAGUCUUAUCAUGGCCAGUGAUUUGAAUUACUCCAGCCUAAUGACUGCUCAAGGCUAUAAUGCUGUUAUUCUCACUGGAUGGCAACAUUUUCAGGUAAAGUCAGCUUUCACUGCUUGAAACUACCGUCAUAGACCUCUGAAAACUCACAGCAGUACGUACUGUAGCAUGUACAGUAUAAGAAGGAUGAGUUUCAUUGGUGUAUGACAUAAAAAUUCAAGAGGUGAAUCUCCACUGCCAUUGCACCUCUGACACUUAAGUGUACCAGGUUUAUGAUUUACCGUGUAUCACUGAAGAUUAUAUUUUUCAACAUACUCAGCCACGGGAAACAGUCAGGUAUCACAGCUAAAUCAUUGCAGCUAAUUUGACGGUCGCUUCUGGUGACCUAAAAAUUUAGCUGUCGAUCAUUUGCAUGCACUGCACUGCAUGCAUUUUUAAUUCAAAGGGUAAAACAGCAGCUGAUAAAACAUUAAUAUGAUGCUUUCCAUUUCUGUUUAUGUUACAAAUUGUAAAGAAAAGUCGUCCAAUGGUUUGUUUUCUUAUUAAAAUUAACUCGAGAGGUCUUUUGCUGCUAGAAUUGCAAGUCAAAUGGCUAGAUUUGCAAAGAUGGGCCUAUACCAUGAAGUUUUCUUGGAUAAAAUGAAGCUUUUGGUCGACUUUUCUUAACAUGCACAAAGAGGACAGCAUCAUAUUAGAAUCUGUUUGUGGUCAGCUCUUACACUGAUUUCAUUUAGCCUUACCACAGCUGGAUUGCACCAACAGGGAAUUAAAUAGCAUAUUGGUUAUAUUAUCUUUUAAUACUUAAUGGAACAACCCAGCUUGUAUGUCAGUAAACACACAAUAAUGACAUCUAGAGGCCAUUUUGUCUGGCCAGAUGAUAGUUUCCAGAUACUUCAGGAAUCUCUGUCACAUCAGUCAGCUCUGUGGGACGUCAGUACACUUCUUCUUACCGGAGACAUUCUGCCUGUGCAUUGCCCUCAGAUAAACAGCAGUAAUGUUAUUAGCCAUCAGCUUGGUAAGCUUGUAGGCAAGGAUUUAAUUCAUAAUUGCAUAAAUCCUUGUGUGGUUGCCCACUGUGUGUAUGUGUGUGUUUGUUUUGUUUUUUCAAAGCUUAAUUAGAAAAGACUUGUCCAUAGGAAAGUUAUCAUUAUUAUUUUAUUUAUUCUUUUUUGCCUCAUUUAUCAUUUUAAUGUAAACAUUGUCUUCCUUGCGAGCUACACAUUUCCAUUUUUAAAGCAAUAAGCUUUAUCAUAGGGCAUAGUUUCCAACUCUAUCUCCUCAAAAUGACUGUUUUCAUGACGUUCUUACAGUUAAUUAUUAAUGGUAAAUUAUUUUCUUUGUGAAAUCAACUCUCAGGAAUGAGUGCACCCAAGCAGGCACCGCCACUUUUUCCUCACUGUACCGAAAACACACCGAACUGUGACCUCAAUGCCGAGGUAUGUACUGAACCGUGACUUUUGUGAAACGUUCCACCCCAAAUACAGUUAGUGCCAUUUGCAACAAACGAAGAAUGGGUCUCCGAGGGUUUAUUUUUUUUACAGGAUGAAGCAGCUUCUGCCAGUACGUUAAAAUCAACACAUGCAUCCUAAUGAAGUCAACUUAUUUAUUUUUUUAUGGAUUCUAGUAUACAUAUAUGCUAGCUAAUACCUCCUAAAAUGACUAGGGUGAAUGGAAGUUAUACUGUACAUUUGUUUGUUGCCUUUGGUACUAAUUAGUCAAGUACUAGUUUGUCAUCUCUGUUUUUGGGCCUUAAGUCUCUUUCAUGCGCCACCUUAAAGGGAUAGUUCAGAAUUUUUAAGGUUGGGCUGUAUGAGUUACUUAAAUAUAAUCAGUGUAUUACCAACAGGAGAUGGCGGUCAGCAUCCUUCCAGUUUGGAGAAAUAAACAGGAGUACUGCCAAGGAAGCAAAGCAAUAUACUGCUGUGGAUGGGGGCAGCAGCAAAAAUGUAUUUUAGCCACCUAUAAAAAAGACCCAAAAAUCUCUAUCGUCAAUCUAUAUCAUUCAAAGUGUGCACUAUAUUUAGAAUAUUUUUACUGCUUUACUUUGCCAUUAGACUGUUCCUUCCCACUACAUUUUCUCAACUGCAGGACUUCUGUAUUCCUACGCAUAGGCCCAACUAUGCCAAAUUGAAGACGGUCCACAAGACAUUGGCAUUCGGGGGACUCUGGAUGAUUGUUGAUUCAGACUGCAUGUGAGGCACUGGCAUCCUCUGCCACAGCCAGUUAGCUGGUGCUCUUUCUUGGCCUCCAGUUUCCACAGAAAUUUCCCCUUUUUCUCUCUCGGCCCAUUAAGUCUCCAUCUACAAAAGUUCCUCUGUAUACUGUGGUUCAUAAAGGUUUCCCCUUGUCGCCACAGUGAACGUCAUUUUGUCGUUGCUGUCACAAAUUUGUUGUCUCUUCCAAAAAAAUCUGAAAAUCUGACCUAACAGCUGAUCUGUGGUAUAAUUCAGUGUGCGGCACAGCUGUGCUUAUUUGUAGGAAUACAGAAGUUCUACAGUUGGCAAAACAUAGUGUUAAACAAGCGGCAACCUCAGGCUGAGAAAUGAAUCCAAUGCGCAAGUGCCAAAACUGCAGUUCCUUGAAUGGCCACUUGAGGCUGGCUCCAAAACAGCGUAAAUCCCUUUAGUCCCCCAUGUUAAAAUGUCCAACUUCUCAGCAGAUAUAAAUAGUUUACAGCCUGGUACAAAAAACAGUUUUAGUCUCUAUAGCUAAUUUCAACAUUCAUGACAAUUGUACGGGGUUGAAUUUUUUUUAAUACUCUUCCAUUCACAUUUUAUUAAGGCUUAAGGUUAUGCAUAUUUAAGGGCGGGGCCGCCUGAGUGACAUGCAUAUUCCACAUAUAGCACACACUUAAACUGAUUUUUUUUUAGGUGGCUAAAAUAGGUUUUGCUGCUCACCCUGUCCACAGCAGUAUAUUGCUUUCCUUCCAUAACAGUACUCCUGCCUGCUUCGCCAAAUUUAAGACAUGUCGUCAGCCAUCUACUAUAGGUAAUCCACUGACUGUAGAUAAGUACCCCACUUCAAAAAAUCCGAGCUCUCCCUUUAACAGUCAGAGCCAACAUCAUGCCUUUUUAUUGCUGUUAAAUGGCCUUCUUUUCACCAUCUUUUCUAAAGCUUGUAGUUUUUUUCCCCACUCCUGUAGAUUCAAAAGAAUCUCUGGCUGAUGGUUUGAAACAGUGCCCUCCAGUGGUCAAAUGUGGAAAAAAUCAUUAACAACUGUGGUAUUUGACAAGUGCUUUAUUCCAAAGUUCAGGUCAUCUCUUAAUUUAAUUUCUAUAUAACAGGUCAGGAAUUAUUUCCACAAUAACAAUAACACACCCAAGCACAAGUAUCCACUGUAUAAACUUAUACUCAGAACCAUGGAAAUAAAAUGAACUGUCAUUUUAUUUCUGUACCGUAAACCUAUACUCAGUAGGUCAGGUCUUUUCUGGGGUCAUACCAGAGCAGAGAGAUUUAACAAAACAAAUAUUGUAAUAUGAGUGUUUCAUUUGGAAUUUGUUUAUCUUAAUAUUUGUAAUGCAGCUUAAAUAUCAUUUGAUCCUAAAGGGUUCAGUACAGUUAGAUAAUUUCACUGCUCCACAUGGAUGAGAGGCUAUAUAAUCUACCCUUUGAAUUAUAUUCAGAUAUUAAACACUAAUAGUCAUAACUGAAAAAAAUCAACUUUAAGAAAAGAACAAAAAAAACGCCAAAACAUUGUAUUUAUUUUGUUUCCUAGCUUCCCAGUUCAACGUAAUGGUCCAUUGUGUAGGAUUCAUGGGCAUCUAAUAGCAGAAAUUGUGUGUAAUAUUCCUAACUAUGUUUUCAUUAGUUUAUAAUGACUCAAAAAGAGGAAUCAUUGUGUUUUUGUUACCUUGGAAUGAGCUGUUUUUUAUCUACAUGUGAGACGGGUCCUCUUCCAUGGAGUUUACCAUAUUGUUUCUACAGUAGCCCAGAACGGACAAACCAAACACUGGGUUUAAAAUGGGCCAUUCAUUUUUUUUUGUCGGCCACCAUACUUCUCCUACACAGUUGGCACACGGGAGAAGUUUCAAUUCUGCAACCUCACCGCUAGAUGCCACUAAAUCCUACACACUGGACCUUCAGGAUACGGUCACAUUACUCCUCUGCCCAACAAAUGUUCACUCAGUCUGCUGUUAAUUUUAGUUGACUUGGACGAAUUCAAGCAUACGUUUCCUGUUAUGGUUCAUCUUUGUUUAUCUUUGAUCUCGCUGAUGUGCACGGUUACUCAGUAGGAUCACUGCUGAACUGUGCACACAUAGUAACUUUAGUACCCCUGCUCUGUGGCACCAACUUAUUUAGCCACGGUUUCAGGUUUAUAAUCACACUUAAAAAUAUUUAUUUAUGACCCAGGCUGCAAUUGUGAUAUGUUCUUCUUUGAGGCUGAGAGCUGGGCAAUUUUGUUAAAUGUGACUGUACCUUUAGGCUGUAAAGGACACAGGAAGUGGAAAGUAAGAAGUCAGUACACUGCACAUGGGAUAUUACAGGGCAUUUGAGUGAAUGGUCUAAAGUGCAACGCCAAGGUCCAGCUAAAAAUAUUUCUAGUCCACCUGAGUGUCAGUUUUCAGUUAUGUAUUAAAUUGUCAACUUCUUUUAUAAAUGCUUUAAAGGUUGAAAAUGCUUACCUGUCAAUCAAAGGUGAACAGCUCUGCAUUGCAAACUACAUCAGAUUGUUUUUAACAGACUGUUGCCCUCUUUACCUCCAUUAACAGCUUUGAUGUAGUGAUUCAUAAAUGUUCUUUUUAUCCUCUUCUGUAAGAGUAACUUAACACCAGGCUGUAAACUACUUUUGCUGCCCUCUCUUGUUGAAGGUCUUCUCCCUGUUUUACAAUCAGUGAUGCAUGGUUGUGGUUAGAAAUGUGGCCUGUCGCACCUCUAACCACACCCAACAGAGCAGUGAUGUCUUUGGGGUUUUGAAGUGCACCUGUACAUCUCUGUGUGCAACCACUGGAGGUCAGCAAAGACAAAAUUUUCAGGGGGUCUUAGGUUACUCUGUAAUGGUUUCUUAAACUGUCUCAUUUUUUAUUUUGCAAUAAGGUUCAGGAAAAAUAACUCUUUCACUCACACGUUAACACAAUCUGUUAUCUGUUUUCCCUCUGUAAGGCUUGGGGAAUGUGACUUCAUUCAGUGUAACCAAGACGUACAUUAUUUCAUCAUAAUAAUCAAUAUGUAUACUGCUGUUUGCAAACUGAUUAAUGUCACACUUAUAUUUUGGUUAAAAAAAAGAUUGCUGUAUAUUAUAUUUGAAAUUUAAUUUUUUUAAAGUACCAAUCCAAUGUUUUACCUCAGUACUCAGAAGGUAAUGUCGUCAUUUAAAGAUUGAAAAUCAGAUACAAAAUUUAGCUCUGGUCUAAGAUAUAGUCAAAAUACUGUACAUUGAUUUGCAGUCUUAGCGGUGAUCCUCAAUUGAACUGAUGAAGGGAUUUUUCUUACAGUUUUUAAAUAAGUAUUUUAAAUAGGAUAUGCUCUGGGACAAAAUGCCAUGGUUGACGUAAUGAUGUCAACAUGAUUUUACUUAGAAUAGCGUUCUUUUUGUUGAUUAAAUACAAAUUAUAUCUAAGAUAUGCAUGCUUUUAAUAAGAGUACUGAUAUAUAAAGUUAGAGCCGACAUGAUUCACUUCCAUCUGUUGAGAAACACUGGCUUUAUGAGUAGACAUUACCUUGAGACACUCAUCACGAGUCAGACAAGCAAGCGGGACUGAUAAUGAACCUUUUGAGGUGGGAGUAGCGACGCUGAUCAUGGGUUGGUGUUAAUGGGUUGACAUCAUCCAUUUUCAGAAGAUGUAUUAUGUAAAUACAUGAGAACUGCUGUUUUUAUGCCACAAGGGGGAGCCUUCAUUUCAGAGAUACAGUAGGGAACACCAAUAACAUUAUACCUCUAUUUUCUACAGUAGCAUUUCAAAAGGUUUUUGAUAUAAUAGAAAACUCAAGUUAGAUACUGUUAUUAGACAACUGAAAUCAGCUGUAAGUUUUAUUUUGUUUCAGGAUUUUAACUUAUUCAGAUAAUAAUUGUAAAAUAUGGUAUAAGAAUGCAAACAUGGAGAUCUUUUUCUGUUUUAACUAUGGAUUAUAGUCUGUAUUAUCAAUUCAGGUUAAGAAACUAGUGUUGCUUUCAUCCUAUUUUACAGGCAUUUCUUCCUUUUAUACUCUGCUAAAAUGCAAAAAAAAAUGGGUUUGAUUCUCUUCAUUUUGUCUUUUUUAUCGCACUUUGGCAGCAGAUUCCUGUGUAGCUUCAGAUCUGAGUUGUCUUAUUAGUAAGCCUAAUUUAUACUUUUGUAGCAACACUAUUUUUAUAUAAUGGCGAAGAAAGGGUUCAGUGUCUUUUUCUUUUGUUUUUCCUGUGUCAUAUGUGGCAGCGCUGUUCAAUGUUUCUUGAAUACAUUACCCACUGUAGUAUGUGAUGUGUGAAUAAACUCCAAAUCUGUGUCAACACUGUGGUUUAUAUGCAGUUAGA
This is a messenger RNA of Epinephelus moara (kelp grouper), 10126 nucleotides long. It is a transcript of the gene znf618, whose product is annotated as zinc finger protein 618. NCBI's taxonomy places the organism in Eukaryota, Metazoa, Chordata, Actinopteri, Perciformes, Serranidae. Gene Ontology annotation, molecular function: protein dimerization activity. The transcript is spliced from 17 exons. Bases 431 to 3367 code for a protein of 978 amino acids. The record is from RefSeq and is a predicted model, not a curated record.